Protopolystoma xenopodis is the source of this 330-nucleotide messenger RNA. The record is from the annotation of a GenBank genome assembly. NCBI's taxonomy places the organism in Eukaryota, Metazoa, Platyhelminthes, Monogenea, Polystomatidea, Polystomatidae.
AUGCACAAUAACAUUGCAUUAACGCUAGAUCAACAGCCUGAAAUAAAAACUGGUAAAAAGUCAGACAACGAUUCGAUCAUUCGAUUGGUCUAUUUGGCAAAGUGUAAUACAUAUUUGACCUUCAACGGUGAGUUGCGUGAGCCGACACAGGGCUCGGCCCCUAUUUUGGCUAAUAACUACAUGGUCACAUUGGAAGUUCGUGUCUUUCACGAGGCAUUAGUUCGUUGUAUGGACGAUUACUUUGCUGUUCGGCAACGCGACAAACAUAGUUUGGAGGAAAUCAUUGAGCUAAUCAAUAGAAUUGAUGCAAAGACAAAGUUUAGCAUGUAG